GUCCGUCCCCGAGGGCGCGUCCCAAAACCCGGAUAAGCGGAGCGCGCCCCAUGGCCCACACGGAGGGCUUGCCCGCGGAGGCGCGGCGUGCGCAUGCUCCGACGCCGGGGAAGUUUGGUGAGCGGCCUCCACCUAAACGACUCACUAGGGAAGCUAUGCGAAAUUAUUUAAAAGAACGAGGGGAUCAAACAGUACUCAUUCUUCAUGCGAAAGUUGCACAGAAGUCAUAUGGAAAUGAAAAACGAUUUUUUUGCCCUCCUCCUUGUGUGUAUCUUAUGGGCAGUGGUUGGAAGAAAAAAAAAGAACAAAUGGAACGAGAUGGUUGUUCUGAACAAGAGUCUCAACCCUGUGCAUUUAUUGGAAUAGGAAAUAGUGACCAAGAAAUGCAACAGCUGAACUUGGAAGGAAAGAACUACUGCACAGCCAAAACAUUGUACAUAUCUGAUUCAGAUAAGAGAAAACACUUCAUGUUAUCUGUAAAGAUGUUCUAUGGCAAUAGUGAUGACAUUGGUGUGUUCCUCAGCAAGCGGAUAAAAGUCAUCUCCAAACCUUCCAAAAAGAAGCAGUCAUUGAAAAAUGCUGACUUGUGCAUUGCCUCAGGAACAAAGGUGGCUUUGUUUAACCGACUUCGCUCCCAGACGGUUAGUACCAGAUACCUGCAUGUAGAAGGAGGAAAUUUCCAUGCAAGUUCACAACAGUGGGGAGCCUUUUACAUUCAUCUACUGGAUGAUGAUGAAUCAGAAGGAGAAGAAUUCACAGUUAGAGAUGGUUACAUCCAUUAUGGACAGACUGUCAAACUUGUGUGCUCAGUUACUGGCAUGGCACUCCCAAGAUUGAUAAUUAGGAAAGUUGAUAAGCAGACAGCAUUACUGGAUGCAGACGACCCUGUAUCACAACUCCACAAAUGUGCAUUUUACCUUAAGGAUACAGAAAGAAUGUACUUGUGCCUUUCUCAAGAAAGAAUAAUCCAGUUUCAGGCCACUCCAUGUCCGAAAGAACCAAAUAAAGAAAUGAUAAAUGAUGGAGCUUCCUGGACAAUCAUUAGCACAGAUAAGGCAGAAUAUACGUUCUACGAGGGAAUGGGCCCUGUCCUUGCCCCAGUCACUCCCGUGCCUGUCGUAGAGAGUCUUCAGUUGAAUGGCGGCGGGGACGUAGCGAUGCUUGAACUCACGGGACAGAACUUUACUCCAAACUUACGAGUGUGGUUUGGGGAUGUAGAAGCCGAAACAAUGUACAGAUGUGGAGAGAGCAUGCUCUGUGUGGUCCCUGACAUUUCUGCAUUCCGAGAAGGUUGGAGAUGGGUCCGGCAGCCAGUCCAGGUUCCAGUAACUUUGGUCCGUAAUGAUGGAAUAAUUUAUUCCACCAGCCUUACCUUUACCUACACACCAGAACCAGGGCCGAGGCCACACUGCAGUGCAGCAGGAGCAAUUCUCAGAGCCAACUCAAGCCAAGUGCCCAGCAACGAAUCAAACACAAACAGCGAGGGAAGUUACACAAACGCCAGCACAAAUUCCACCAGUGUCACGUCAUCCACAGCAACCGUGGUGUCCUAACUACCGUCUUUUUGCUGGGACCUAAACUGACUUGAAUGCGGCAAAAAGUUGACAAAAAAAACCAAACAAAAAACAAAACACGAAAAAGAAAAGGCAAGGAUAAGAUGAACAAUCAUCUGUGGUUUCUCGGGAAAACUUUUCAUACCAGGUGAUCUAUUCAAAAGCCCGUUACCUGCAAAUACUGAUGUGAAAUGCAGAAGCCACAUAAAUGAAAAACAUCAAAAUGUACAAACUGUUGGAAAUGAAGGUUUUCAGCUGUCUCUCACACACACCCCUUUUUGGUUGUUUUUAUUUUUAUUUUUAUUUUUAUUUUUUGGUUUGGCUUUGAUUAAACGGUCAAGAAAUAGCUAUGUGGCUGGAGUACAGGUUAGGCUAGAUGACACACAUCUAACAUAGUUUUUAUGGACCAAGGGACUUGCAUAAGCUUUAGUAAAAGGUACAUUUCACCAUGCCUUUUUUAUACCACAGUGUGUAGUACACCAUGUUACCAAAUAGGUUACGCUCCCUACCCUUUGAGCGAAGUACAUUCAGGUUCGAGCCUGACCAUGCUUGUUCAAUCUGAGUACUGAACACUUCCAGGUUCUUUUGGUCUAAGGCUGGAACUUUUUUUAAGCUGAAGUCUUAUGACUUUUUCAUACGUUGGAAUUAUUUUGAUUUCAGCAAGUCAAAUUUUGUAAAGGCCUGCAUAUUUUUUUUAAGAUUAUAUGAAGUCUGCAAAAGCUUUAAAAAUGCCUCUGCCUUGCCUACAAUACAUGCAAUGUAUGUUAACUUAGUCUAUUCUCAGAUACUGUUGGUAGUUAUUUCUGUGUUUUUCUUUUUUUAAAAAAAAUGUAUUUAUAGUGGUAAUCUAAGAGAUUAACAUUUAUGUGGAGUUCGGUGUGUCCAUUUAGUCAUGUCUGAGUUAAUGGCACCGAACAUCACCAUUCAAAGGGUGUGCGCCUCUGCCUGUUUAUCAGUUCAUCUGUGUUCCAGGAUUUGUUCAGGUUUCCCUCCUCCCCCAAAUCUUGUACAUAACUUGUAUUAUGUGUAAGUUAAACAUUUUAUCUUUAACUUGGAAUGUUCCCAGUGAUUACAUUUAACAGGGUGUUUCCCACCUUGUUGGCAAAUGACUAAAAAAUAUCAUGAGAAUUAUUUGCUACCAAGAUGGUGCCCUUAGGGUACAAUGAGGAAAGUCUCUGCAGGAUGAUUUAUUGUACUUCUUUGUCCUUUUUUUUAGCCUAGGCCAGAACACCAUUAUAAUUUUAAACAUAAGACCAUAAAAUGGCUUUUAUUAGAUGAUAACUAAAUAAACUGAACUAAAUAAAAUAGCCAGAAGACAGUACCUUAGAAGCAGAUAGUUGUAAGUUUAUAAAACUACAAAUGUAAGUUAUAUUUCCAUUUUUCUCUUUGCCCUUUGUUUUUCCCCAGAGAUGUUCUGUCCAGUUUUCUUUUCUUGCCAGUUAAGCUUUGGUUGCAACCAGGCCUCUGUGUCAGCCUGGGAUGCCAACAUUGCCAGUUUUCUUUUUUGCUUCCAUUCCUGCACUUUGGAAAUGUCUUGUUCAGUUCCUUAGGAAUUGCAGCAGAUUCAUUGGGCUACAUUUACUACAAGAACACGCGUGAUGUUAAAAGACACAGUCUAGUGAUGCCAUCAUCCUUCAUAUAGUAAAAACUACCUCUAGAUUGUGGUAAGCUUUUACUGUCCCUUAAAACAGGAGCCAGUAGUACCUUAUGAAUGCAAACUGUAACUUUUAUCGCAUUUUUGGUGUAUUUCUGGCUCCCUGGGCUUAUGAAAGUUUUCACGUAGCCUCUUAAUUCUUUGUUAGGAGCAUUGCUUUCCAGAUUUGCUGAUUUCACUUACCGUUUUAUAGACUGUGCCACUGUAAAUGCCUCUCUGAACAUCUUUAAACUGCCUCCUCCUUGGUUUGUCAAGGGGAAGGCCAUCUGUAAAAUGCGUGGCGGUGCCAGGCUUCUCAAUCCCCCAGGCUAUGUUGAGAUCAGCUGCAGUCAGUCUCCUUCCCUGCCCCACACCUCCGGUCUGCUUCAGCGGUCAAGGGCAGAGCUCACUGUGGCCUUACCUUACCUAUCUUUGCAGUAACUGUUCUCAGCUUUCUUCUUUCCCAGAGCCACUCUCCAGUUGUGGUGGAAGCAGGAUACUGCUAUCUGUUCAGAGCCUUCGUGGUUCCCAGUGCCCCUGGGCUCUCCAACGUCCUAGAUUUGGGAUUAGUUAAGAAAUCAUUAAGUUAACUGAGAUUUGAAGAACAAACUAUUCCUUACCCAGCUUUGUAGCUUAAAGUAACUUUUCAAGUUCAUGGCUUUAUUAAAACGAACUUUGACUUUUUAAAGUGUUUAUAUCUUAUUUCGGUUUUUUCGUUUAUUUUAAUAAGAAUUGAAACAAUUAGACUAUAAGUCAUUUUCCUGUUUUCUUUUCUUUCUUUCUUUCUUUUUUUUUUUUUUUUUUACAAAGUCUAAGAAUGUAACAAUAAAGGCAUUUUUCCAUGGUUCUCUGUCAGACUCCUACCAUGGAAUAGAGUGAAUUGAUAUGUCUGUUUUACCAUGUUAUUGAUAGUUUUUUUUUUUUUUGUCGGCUGCUUUUAUUAAAAGUCCUUUUUAUGGAUUUGUAAAUCAUUUUCAAUAUAUGAUGUACAUGGGUCUUGUCCCUGUUGCUGUAGAGUGUUCUCUCGCUGAUGAUACUGUUGCAGAUGCUGGUUCCUUAUCCUCAUGAAGACUUAUUAGAACAGGGAGUUCUUCAGUUGCAGUAUGUGGGUGUGUUUUUCAGUUCUGCUUAGAACGAGUCUACACCACUUCUUAAACAUGUCUAGAUGCAGAACCUGAGACCCAGCAUGUUUUUUAGCUUACUGAAUUUAUCAAGAGCUUGGAAGGCAGGCUAAAAACUGAAAAUGUGGGAUGCCCUUUAUAUGGUUUAGAGCCAAACACUAGUGGAAUUUUGAACUUGCUGCUGACUGCUCUUAAACUGUGGCAACUUCCUCAUGUACAAUUGACUAGUAGAAUCAUCUGUCACCCUUACUGCCAUCAUCUUAACUUUAACAGUUUUGUAUCUUUCUUUUUUGUGUGGUGCUGGGGUCAAAUUGAAGGCCUCAAGCAUAUUUGCUAAGGCUUUUUGUUUGUUUUUUCAUGAGACAAGGGUCUCACCCAUGUAGCCCCUCAGGGCAUUCUUGAACUUUUCUGCCUUAGCCUCCAGGUGCUGGGAUGCCAAGUAUGAUGGGAUGCCAGCACUGCUUUUGUCUUCAGAGAAACUGAUCUGUGUGUCAUCUAACCACAGAGGAAUUCCAAUGCAAUUUUUAAUAAUUAAUCCAACUAGCUAUUUAAUCAGAAAAUCAUCUUUUUUUGAGGGGGGGAAGAUUCCUGUUUGAAAUAAAAUGCUAUUUGAUUAUUAACCAAGUUAAGGGACAUUGUUUUCCAAAGCAGCUGUGUUUCUGGUGAGUACUGAACAAAUGUCUGAUUUUCCCUGUCACUUUUGAUUUCUUUUUCAAGCACUGUAACUUGGGAUGGAUGUUUAGAAACAAUAAUAUAUUAGGGUUUCUACUUAACCCUUUCAGGACUGAGCUGGAUCGCCUUCUAUUCAUUUCUCCCUGUGUCGUGAUAAAUGUUUGCCAGCGUUCAGUACUGUGUUGGUCCAGAUGUAGUUUUAUGUAAAAGCUCAGUUUUAGCUUAUUUCUUGUACCUUGCAGCAUGCUCUACACAUUCAGUCCUUAAGGGGUUUCUUUACAAACUGUGCGUCUGUAAGGGUUAUUAGCAAUAAGAUAGAAAAUUGAGCAAGUUUAUAUCAUAAUUUUGUAGAAAAAGGAAUCUGCUCAAUUCCAUAUUUCAUCCAUGAAAAAUCUGCAAUACGGGCAGCUUCUAGGAAUAAAUAAAAAGGAAAUGUGUAAACCAUUGUAAAUGUCUUCUGUGGGAUGUGCCUGAUGCAUGUAUCAUCAUCUUUGAUUUAAGAAUUCCUCAUAAAAUUUAUAUUAAAUUCUACAUUACAGUUUGUGGACUUAGAAUCUUACCUUGCAGUUUACAUGACAUUGACGUAAUAAUUAUGCUGAAUUGGCUUCCUUUUCAGUGUUUCCUAAAAUGAUUUUCUUUUCUUUACUGUGUUAGUGGAGUUGUUAAUUGAAGGGUAAAUCUCCCAAGCCAACCCCAACAAAAUUGGAGACUGCUUUUUAGCAAUGGCUUGCUUUUCUAGUACAGGGUUGUCAUUUUGUAUAGAAUACCAAAGAACAAACGUAACAGUUUAUUUAUGCCUUUAGGGGACUUCCCAA
Molecule: messenger RNA, 5794 nt
Organism: Psammomys obesus (fat sand rat)
Lineage: Eukaryota; Metazoa; Chordata; Mammalia; Rodentia; Muridae
Gene: Rbpj
Product: recombination signal binding protein for immunoglobulin kappa J region
Exons: 11
Coding region: 51-1553 (500 amino acids)
Biological process (GO): Notch signaling pathway; regulation of transcription by RNA polymerase II
Cellular component (GO): nucleus; MAML1-RBP-Jkappa- ICN1 complex
Molecular function (GO): DNA-binding transcription activator activity, RNA polymerase II-specific; RNA polymerase II cis-regulatory region sequence-specific DNA binding
Source: RefSeq, a predicted model, not a curated record